Adineta steineri is the source of this 1665-nucleotide messenger RNA. NCBI's taxonomy places the organism in Eukaryota, Metazoa, Rotifera, Eurotatoria, Adinetida, Adinetidae. The record is from the annotation of a GenBank genome assembly.
AUGGUCGAAGAAGUUUCAGAAACGGAAUGCGGUGUUGAGGGUAAACGGCCGUGCAGAAACUGUGGUUGUCAGGACUAUAGACCAUGGACACAAGUUAACUCAACAACUACAGCAACAUGUAAUUUUACUGCAUGUAAUUCUCAACGAAUAUCAUGUUCAUCGAAUCUUGAUUGCGAUUGUUUUUCAUUAACAUCCCAUUCGAACGUAGGAAUAUGUGCUUCAGCUAUUUUCUCCUGUGCAAGUUUUGUACGAUGUAAUAUGGAUAAUGUCACUUGUUCAAUCGAGAGUACAAUCUGUGUGAAUAGUACACGAUGUGGUGAACCAAUAUGUUAUCCAUUAGCUAUGGCAAACAAACAAAUUUGUCCACCAAAAAUUGUUUCAACUACAACAUUACAUACAACAGCUCCAGUACCUACAACAAGCACAGCUAAAUCUACAACAAAGAGUGCUACAAUAACUCAGAAGCCUACAAAUACAACUAAAGCAUCAACAACAACUCCGAAGACCAUAAAUACCACUAAAGCAGUAUCAACAACAAUUCCGAAGGCUACAAAUACCACUAAAGUACCAACAACAACAAUCCAUUCCGAGACUACAACUGGUGGACCUAGCACAACCACUAAAGCAUGCUCAUUUUCAUUUGCACCGAUGGUUUCAUAUUCCGCCGGUGUAACUCCACAAAUGAUUGCUACUGGUGAUUUUAAUGGUGAUCAUCGAGCAGAUCUUGUCGUCACUAAUGUUAAUAAUGAUACAAUUAGCGUAUUUGAUGGGAAUGGGGAUGGAACUUUGACAAUAAAAACAUCAUAUGCAACUGGACGUUCUCCAUACGGAAUUGCAGUUGCUGAUUUUAAUCGCGAUAAUCGAUUAGAUAUUGUCGUUGCUAACAAUGGUCAAAAUAGCAUUAGUAUACUAUUUGGUUCUGUUAAUGGUAGUUUUACGCCACAAACUGAACUUGCUGCUGGCUCUGGUCCUUGGAAUGUCGUUGUUGGUGAUAUUAAUAAUGAUAAUAAAUCUGAUAUUAUUGUCACUAAUUCUGGAAACAAGAGCGUAAGUGUCUAUCUUGGAAAUGGCAAUGGAAGCUUUUUAGUACAAAAAACAUUUGCGGUUGGUUUCUUUCCUGUUGGCAUCGCUCUUGCAGAUUUUAAUAAUGAUAAACAUCAAGAUAUUGUUGUUACCAAUGCUGGCAAUGGGACUAUAAGUAUACUUCUUGGAGCUGGCAAUGGAGCAUUUGCAAAUCAAAUAAUAAUUUCAACUGGUUUUAAUGCUUGGGGAGUGGCUGUCGGUGAUUUUGACCAAGAUGGCCGAACAGAUAUUGCUCUUACUGAUCGAGAUAAUAAUGGAGUUAGUAUUCUUUUUGGUAACGGUAAUGGAUCUUUUGCAAGACAAACACAGUAUUCAACUGAUGAUGGUCCAUGGUCAAUCGUAGUUAGUGAUUUCAAUGGUGAUAAUCGACAAGAUAUUGUUACUGCCAAUACGGGCGAUGAUGAUGUAAGUCUAUUUUUAGGUGUUAGUGGUGGAAAUUUUGCAUCGGGAACUAUUUAUUCUACUGGUCAAUAUCCAUUUGGACUUUGUGUUAAUGAUUUCAAUGGUGAUGGUCGACAAGAUAUUGCUGUUGUAAAUCAAGUAGAUUCCACCGUUGGCAUUAUUUUAAACAAUUGUCAAUAA